This is a messenger RNA of Gadus morhua (Atlantic cod), 1443 nucleotides long. RefSeq names its product alpha-2,8-sialyltransferase 8F. Gene Ontology annotation, molecular function: alpha-N-acetylneuraminate alpha-2,8-sialyltransferase activity. The transcript is spliced from 7 exons. Bases 444 to 1127 code for a protein of 227 amino acids. Lineage: Eukaryota; Metazoa; Chordata; Actinopteri; Gadiformes; Gadidae. Gene Ontology annotation, biological process: N-glycan processing; oligosaccharide metabolic process. The record is from RefSeq and is a predicted model, not a curated record.
GACUUGACUGUCAUUCUCCAAGUAUUGGCCGGCUAGACAGCAGUAACUGUUCACAGGAGAGUUGGAACUCACAGAAGAAAGAGAACGUAAGCAUUGGAGAUGCUGUCCUCCUUGAAGAAGCUGUUCUCCUUGAUGAUCACCCUCCUCAUCUGCGGAACUGUGUUUACUACCCUCAUCUCGUACGUCUACAACGCCAGCGAUGUUAGACCUCCACCUCCACCUGUUCCUUUACCUCCCGCUCUGAAAAUCACGAGCCCCCCUAAAGGAUGUAAAGGAUGCAGCGAUGUGAGACCUUCACCUCCACCUGUUCCUUUACCUCCUGCUCUGAAAGUCCCGAGCCCCCCUAAAGGAUGUAAAGGAUGCAGCGAUGUUAGACCUUCACCUCCACCUGUUCCUUUACCUCCCUCUCUGAAAAUCCCGAGCCCCCCUAAAGGAUGUAAAGGAUGCAGAGGAAUCCAUUCUCAACCAAAACCUGGGAUACCUGCUCUGUGGUUGGCAAUGGAGGGAUUUUGUCCAACAGCACCUGUGGAGAGAUGAUAGAUUCAGCCCAGUUCGUCAUCAGGUGUAACCUACCUCCUGUGGAGAACAGCUUCCUCAAGGAUGUAGGCAACAAGACGAACCUUGUGACGGCUAAUCCAAGCAUCUUUCAUCAGAAAUUUAGGGGUCUACAGGAGCGCAGACGUCCCUUCAUGGAGAGCAUGCGUCGCUACAAUGACUCUCUGAUGCUCCUGCCGGCGUUCUCAUAUUCCAUGAACACUGCAGUGUCCCUGCGUGCGCUCUACACCAUCGAGGACUUUGAGAGCCCAAUCAGGCCGGUGUUCCUCAACCCAGAGUACCUUCUGAACCUGCACAGCUUCUGGAGCUCCAAGGGCCUGAAUAAGCGUCUGAGCUCUGGCUUGAUGGUGGCCAGCCUGGCGCUGGAACUUUGCACCAAUGUACACCUAUAUGGGUUCUGGCCCUUUGACCAACACCCGCUAUUACAGCAGCCCCUCAACAACCACUACUAUGACAACGUACCGAGUAAGAAUGUUCAUGCAAUGCCUGCCGAGUUUGACCAUUUGUUGAGGUUACAUGAGCAGGGUGUACUGAAAAUACACCUGGGGGAGUGUCGGCCGUCCAGCCGGUAGGCAGCCCUGCAUCUUCUCAAAGAUGUCAAUAUGUGUUUUGACAACAGUCAAACAUAAUAAGCUCAACUGAGAAUGCACUGUACUGAACAUGCACUGUUUGCACUGAUAUCAUACAAAAAUAGCAUUCUGUCUUUUAAUAUUAUGCAUAAUAAUGUUUUUUAACUACAACUAAAUUGAUAUUUUUUCUUAGAUUUAGAUUUGGUAAAUGGGCCACAUGUACAAAAUGUCGUUUUCUUAACUGAACUUUUUAUGAGGAUCUCAACAACGCCAAUUGGUCAAUCACCAGUAGAAAAAUAGAAAAUGUAAUAAAUGUAUA